Molecule: messenger RNA, 1488 nt
Organism: Penaeus indicus
Lineage: Eukaryota; Metazoa; Arthropoda; Malacostraca; Decapoda; Penaeidae
Product: TBC1 domain family member 13-like
Exons: 12
Coding region: 1-1488 (495 amino acids)
Biological process (GO): intracellular protein transport; activation of GTPase activity
Molecular function (GO): GTPase activator activity
Source: RefSeq, a predicted model, not a curated record
AUGGCGGCUUACAAAGCGAGGUUGCAGGAGUUUGACAGGAUCCUGAGCCAAGAUGUGGUAGAGAUAAAGGCGCUCCGGAGGUUGUGUUUCACGGGAGCCCCAGAGGAAGGAGGAAGACGAGCACUGUGCUGGAAGUUACUACUGAAUUACCUGCCGUUAGAUACUAGCCAGUGGGAUGAAACUCUGCGCAAGAAGAGAGCGCAGUACCAGCAUUUUGUGGAGGAGAUGGUGGUGGAACCAGCCAGACUGAGCAAGAAUGGCAGCGGCAACAACCAUGUGGACGACCAUCCGCUGAACCCUAACCCAGAUUCUCAGUGGGGGUCAUUCUUCAAGGACAAUGAGGUCUUGGCACAAAUAGACAAAGAUAAAAGAAAAAAGAAAAAAAAAUCCUCACUUCCUGCAGGAGCCCCAGAGGAAGGGGGAAGACGAGCACUGUGCUGGAAGUUACUACUGAAUUACCUGCCGUUAGAUACUAGCCAGUGGGAUGAAACUCUGCGCAAGAAGAGAGCGCAGUACCAGCAUUUUGUGGAGGAGAUGGUGGUGGAACCAGCCAGACUGAGCAAGAAUGGCAGCGGCAACAACCACGUGGACGACCAUCCGCUGAAUCCCAACCCAGAUUCUCAGUGGGGGUCAUUCUUCAAGGACAAUGAGGUCUUGGCACAAAUAGACAAAGAUGUCAGACGACUCUGUCCUGACAUCAUGUUCUUUCAGCGAGGAACAAAUUACCCUUGCAGACUGAUUGUUGAUGACCAAGAUGUGGAGAGACUGAGUCAUCGUGUCACUCACUCUUCUCUCACUGCUUCCUCAGUUACAAGAAAGGGACUAGGGAUCACAAAGAUGGAAUCAGUAAGCCGUCGCUCAACCACAACAGAGGACUACCAUCCGCUCUCACCUGGAUCCGAAGCACACUGGGAAGUUGUUGAACGGAUUUUAUUCAUAUAUGCCAAGCUCAAUCCAGGACAGUCGUAUGUGCAAGGGAUGAACGAAAUUAUUGGGCCCAUUUACUACACAUUUGCAAGUGACCCCAAUGAAGCUUUUAGAGAAAUGGCUGAAGCUGACUGCUUCUGGUGCUUCAUCUCACUGAUGGGCGAGAUCAGGGACUUCUUCAUUCGCACACUGGAUGAGAGUGAGAGUGGCAUCGGGGCGAUGAUGAAUAGGCUAAUGGCUAACCUCAGGCAGCAUGACCACCAACUCUGGGACCGGCUGCGUGUCCAGGAGCUCAAGCCGCAGUUCUUCAGCUUCAGAUGGUUGACCCUUCUGCUGUCCCAGGAGUUUGACCUCCCCGACGUCAUCCGGGUGUGGGACUCCCUCUUUGCCGACUCUGACCGCUUCAGUUACCUCAUCCAAGUGUGCACUGCGAUGAUGGUGACACAGCGAGAUGUUAUGAUGGAGAAUGACUUUGCUGGUAAUAUGAAAAUACUGCAGGUAAGACUGAUAUCUCUGGACCAGUUAUUUGAUGUUAUUAAAUAUAGUAUGGUUGUAUUCUGA